Molecule: messenger RNA, 6780 nt
Organism: Sceloporus undulatus (fence lizard)
Lineage: Eukaryota; Metazoa; Chordata; Lepidosauria; Squamata; Phrynosomatidae
Product: ubiquitin-associated and SH3 domain-containing protein B-like
Exons: 16
Coding region: 1-1998 (665 amino acids)
Biological process (GO): regulation of osteoclast differentiation; collagen-activated tyrosine kinase receptor signaling pathway; platelet aggregation
Cellular component (GO): cytoplasm
Molecular function (GO): ATP-dependent protein folding chaperone; protein tyrosine phosphatase activity; ATP binding
Source: RefSeq, a predicted model, not a curated record
AUGUCGAAGGGACCAUCUGUUGGGAUUGAUCUUGGCACCACCUAUUCCUGUGUGGUGUCUUCCAGCACUGGCAAGGUGGAAUCAUUGCCAAUGACCAGGGGUAACAGGACCACGCCAAGCUACGUCGCGUUUACUGACACGGAGAGGCUAAUUGGCGAUGCUGCAAAGAAUCAAGUGGCAAUGAACCCCACAAACACUGUUUUGGUUGGUGCUGAGAGAAAUGUGUUGAUCUUUGAUCUGGGUGGUGGCACUUUUGAUGUCUCCAUCCUUACCAUUGAAGAUGGUAUAUUUGAAGUAAAAUCAACUGCCGGUGACACCCACUUGGGUGGGAAGACUUUGACAACCGAAUGCUGUUCAAGCUGCGAUUUGUCUUGCGACAAGUCAGAAAACGUCAAGAUUGUUGUUGCUGGUGUUACUCCUUUGUCCCUGGGUAUGGAGAGACGGCUGGAGGAAGAGUUUGAGCAUCACAGAAGGGCGGAAACGGUUUGCAAUCCUAUCAUAACCAAGCUCUACCAGAGUGCAGGAUCGGCCCGCCACCGAUCCACCGAAGGCGAAGGACAAGAAGCGCUCUCCGUCCAAACAGGCCCGCGCUUCCGCUUCGGCAGCUCCCCACGACCCGGAGCCGACGCCGAUUUCCAAUUUGCAGAUGUCCAUGUGGAGCCCCAUAAGAAGCAGCUCCAUGUGACGCUGGCUUACCACUUCCAAGCAAGCCACUUGCCCACGCUCGAGAAGCUAGCUCAGAGCAUAGACGUCAAGCUGGGUUGUGACUGGGUGGCUACAAUAUUCUCCCGCGAUAUUAGAUUUUCCAAUCAUGAGACCCUGCAAGUGAUCUACCCAUACAUGCCACAGAAUGAUGAUGAGCUUGAGCUUGUGCCAGGGGAUUUCAUCUUCAUGUCUCCUGUGGAGCAAAUUACCACCAGUGAAGGAUGGAUUUAUGGUACUUCCUUUGCAACGGGAUGCUCGGGAUUGCUACCUGAAAAUUACAUCACCAAAGCGGAUGAGUGCAGCACUUGGGUAUUCCAUGGGUCAUAUUCUAUUCUGAACCCCACUUCUUCCUCUUCCCUUCUGAUGUUCACUGAUGGGGUGAUGGAUCGAAGACUACAGGAAGAUCAGGGGCCAGGAGAUACUGGACCACUCACUGUCUUUUGUCAGAGUAUGCAGCCUUUAAGGAUUACCAACCCACCAGGGCCUCAGAAAAGAUGCCUUUUUGUUUGCCGCCACGGAGAACGGAUGGACGUCAUAUUUGGAAAAUACUGGCUUUCGCAGUGUUUUGAUACCAAAGGAAGGUAUGUGCGCACAAACUUGAACAUGCCUCACAGCCUACCUCAAAGAAGUGGUGGAUUCAGGGAUUAUGAAAAGGAUGCCCCCAUCACCGUGUUUGGAUGCACACAAGCAAGGCUUGUUGGUGAGGCCCUUCUUGAAAGCAACACAAUCAUCCACCACAUCUACUGCUCUCCAUCGCUCCGCUGCGUACAGACGGCACACUAUAUUUUGAAAGGUUUGCAGCAAGAGAAUAGCCUGAAGAUUCGAGUGGAGCCGGGUUUAUUUGAGUGGACCAAAUGGGUCACUGGGAGUUCUUUGCCUGCUUGGAUACCUCCAGUGGAUUUAGCUGCAGCCAAUUUGAGUGUUGAUACAACAUACAGACCUCAUAUACCUGUUAGCAAAUUAGGUAUUUCGGAGUCGUAUGAUACAUACAUCAGCAGAAGCUAUCAAGUAACAAAAGAGAUCCUAAGUGAAUGUAAAGCCAAAGGGAAUAACAUCUUGAUAGUGGCACAUGCCUCGUCCCUUGAGGCAUGUACUUGCCAGCUGCAAGGACUGUCACCCCAGAAUUCAAAGGACUUUGUACAGAUGGUCAGAAAGAUUCCAUACUUGGGUUUUUGUUGCUGCGAAGAACUUGGAGAGACAGGUCUGUGGCAACUUACUGACCCACCCAUCCUCCCACUCACUCAUGGACCAACCGGUGGCUUUAACUGGAGAGAAACCUUGCUACAAGAAUAAGGCGAAAGGAAAGACUGGAGGAUCUCUUGCAUAUUGGAGCUAUAAUUACUGACGAAGGGGACAAUUAUUCAUAACCUUCUAGAUGGAUUGAAAAAUAACACUCUAGCAUAUCUUCCACAGAGUGGUGUUUGCGCAUCUAGGAAAAUAGGUCAAUAUAGACGUAAGCUUGGAUCAUGGACAAAUAUACAUGUACUCAAAACAGCCUCUCGCUCUGUUUCCAGGCUUCUGUCCAGCAGAAAUGUCUUUGUGACGUAAGCUACUGAGCUUUAAUAUAUAAUUUAAAUAACAACGCCAACCUUGAAUUAAGCUCCAAGGAGGAGAACCAGUUUUCACUGCCUUCUGUAAUAAUGUUAGUCACAAUUAGGACUGUGCUCUAAAUUGUGGACUUUUGUUGUUUGUUAGACUUUUUUUUUUAAUGGAAUUGAACUGCACCAUUUUGUUCUGAGCCAUUUUGGGUAGAGCACAGCCCCAUCACUGUCCCAUUUAGCUAAAUUAUUAUACUUCCCUUCUGCAAGAUUCCUCUCCACCCUCCGAAAAAAAACUUCAGAGGAAAAUGGAAUCGUGUCUCUAGUCAAAAGUAGUGUAGACUCACACGCCUAGUUUGUUUCCACUGUUGAAACAUUAGAAAUAGCUAAUAUGUGUUUAAAAUAAGAAUGGGGGAUCUUGGUGGGAACCAAAUUUUGAAACAGAAGGGCUUGUUCCCACAGCAUUUUGACUUCUUUGCACUUGGUUACAUUCAAUAAUGUUGCUUUCAUUAACAUUUCAGGACACAUGGAGAGUUUGACGGUGGUCUUGGGUCUGUAAUGGCACACUCACACUUACAAUCUCUUGAUGUUACCAGUGAUGAACAAGCAUGCUCACAGUGUCAAGUGAUAACCAAAAUGGUGGUGUUGGAUGUGUUGGUCUGCUCCUUAACAAUUCUGGGCAAUUACUCAGUCCUGUUAACCACUGAUGCCAGCUAUGUAUACCAAUUCCCCAUUUUUUUUCCUGACCAAGAUGAGUAGCCCCAUGGACAAAGACUGUUAAGGAUGUGUGUUUGCUCCAUUAGCAUUUUACUUGCAAGGCAGGUCAUUCUUUUCUAUAACAGAGCAAACCCUUAAAGGUAGUGUUCUUUUAGUCUCAGCAGCUGCUGUACUAAUUCACAGCAAUGGUUUUUCACUCAUAUAUCGGAUUUAAGAUGGUGACUGCUAUUAGAUGAAAUGUGGCACUUUUCAACAGGCAGCUUUAAAGCUGUGGACCAGUAGCCAAUAGCUCAUGGACUGAUCAGUGUGCUGUAUUACCCCAGUGCUUUUUAAGCUAUCUGAUGUGGAAGUAGGCAGGGAUUUUCUUCCCAGGGACUAGCACCAUGUUUGUAUCCAUUGUGACAUCUGUUCAUCUGUUUCUUUCUUUCCUGGAAGUUCACUGUGGACCAAUAGCUCAUAGACUGGUACCGAUCCAAAUACUACCACUUUGACUAGUACUCUCUUACAUUACUGUUGACCCUCUGUAUCCAUGGAUUCUGCAUCCAUGGGUUCAACCAUCCAUAUCUUGAAAAUAUUCCCCAAAGAUUCCAAAAAGCAAACCUCGCUUUUACUAUUUUAUGCAAGUAACACCAUUGUAUAAAAUAGAAUUUGAGCAUCCAUAGAUUUUGGUAUCCGGGGGGAGGGGGGGUUCCAAAUCCUGGUGGAUACCAAGAGCCCAUUGUACCACAAUAUGUGUUUGCACAAUUGGCAUUUUCAAUUCUCAUUGUAAGAAAUUGAUCUUUGCAAACAUUCUGCAAUAUGACCAUGGGUGUUUUAGCCAGGUUACCAAAUCACAUAUUGGACAAGCUUUAUCUGCAUUGGCUCUAAGGGGGCAUUGGAAAUACAGCCAGAGCUUGGAAACGUUGCCUGUUUUUAGAUUACAGAAUUUCUCCAGCUAGCUUAGCUGCAUUAGUUGAGACACUCUUGGAGCUAUCAAACAAAUGUUUCCAAGAUUUGGAAUUGUCCAGGGAAGUGAGAAAGGGAAAGUAGUUACAUGCAUAUACAGUAGUCAAACCUGACACCAUAACCUAGUAUCCUUGGGCAGUUGCAAAAGUUCCAUUGCAGAGUAGAUCCCUCUACUAAGACCAGUCCUUAGCAACUCUUCAACAUUUUAUUCCUAGUGCCAGACUAUUUUAAUUUCCCAUACGAGUCUGGUAUACUCUGUGGGGAGCCUGGGGCUUUUAUUUCAGGAGUGUAAUGAAUUCACACUGGGUUUUAUUCCAGGCUUUAUGGGUUCUAUCCCAGGUGAAGAACCUAUGUUGGGGAUAGUGUUCAGAACUUGCAUAGCUCACUGCACUCCUCAUAUAUAUGCCAACAGGUAACAUUGUACAUUGGUGCUCUGGAACAUUGUGAGGAAUUUAAGUUGUGGCUCUUAGAGAGGGUUGCCCAACAGUUGUCAGAAUCUUGUCAUUGUCUGAGACCUAGGCUAACCCAUUGCCCAUGGAGGAGGUUGGAAACAAGGCAGCAACGGGCCUAUAAGAAGCACCUUGCUGAAGGCCUUUUCAUACUUACAUUAGAGCAGGCCAUAUAGAUACACCUAGUAAUAUGUGUUAGUCAACUGUGAUCUUUGAGGAACAACCAAAAUAUCAUGGUCUGAAUCAGGGCUGAGAAUCAUGCAUCCCUGCAGAUGCUGGACUGCAAUUCCCAGCAAGCAUCUUCAGAUUCUUUUACAUGUCAUUCAACUCAUCCCAAAUAGGACAAAAUGAGAACUUUCAGCAGAAAUUUCAUAUCAAGAAAAUAAGUAAAAAAAAUAAAUAAACACAAGAUCACAACCAAGUCCACCACUGAGUCUCCUGCACAAACCAUUGGUUCUCUAGGUCCUCAUUUACAAGUGUCUGACAGAGGAAAGUUGGCUCUUUAGAGCUAGAAACAGUAUUUCCUAAUGACUGAAAGUAUAUAAUUUGCCACCCUUCUCCAAGUUGGCAGCAUCCAGAUGUGGCGGGCUGCAACUCCCCUAUAACACAUCUGGAAGUCUCCUCUAUUAGGACUGGCAUAUGUGCAAUCCUCUACACAAAACAACAGUUGCCUUUCUUUUCCAAGCACAUUUCCAAGCCCACUAUUUGACCCAUCCAUGUAUAAUAAAGGUCAUCCAUCCAUGUAUAAUUAGGAUUACAUUCAAAAUCAAGCAGAAUUGCUGGGUGCAGAUAAAUAGUCUGAGGGAACAGUGGAGCAACUGCUUUGCCAUACAGCCAGUUUGGAGGAAUCCUAAUUCAGCUCACAUUUCCAGCUACAUAACCAUAGCACUAUGUUUCCACUUUAACUGCCAUGGUAACAUCCUAUGGAAUCCUGGGAUUUGUACUUUAGGGAAGGAUUGGGAAUUCUCAGCCUACCAACUCCAUAGAAUGCAGCAGAAUUGGGCUUUCAUUUUGUGGUACGAAUAUUGCAUAAAAGAUGGCAUUACCUGUAAUAAGGAGUUAUUCCAAGGAGUGUAGAGUCAGCACUGAGUCCAAGCAGUCAAAAGAAAAUUAUUUGUGUGCAAUAUGUAUAUUUAGUUAAAACAUAAUGUGUACAUUUCACAUGGAAAGGGCAGCAGGAUAUUCUCCAAUGAGCGAUUUUUAACCAGGGAUGUAUAGUGAAACGUCGGGGGAGAUAAAGUUAGUGACAGCAGGAAAGCAACCUGCAUUGUUUGUAUUCUGCAGCUGUUACUGCUGCUGGUAUUUUUUGGAAUAUACACGUACAUAUAUAUACAUACAUACAUAUAUAUAUAUAUAUAUAUAUAUAUAUAUAUAUCUACACUCACACAUAGAGAAAGAGAGAGAGAGACAUAGAGAUAUAUGUAAUUUAAACUAUUUUUGGCUAUGUACAGAAAUUCUGAAAUUAGUUUAUGCCUCCAGGGUCUGCUUUCCAUGGGAGAGUUUUAACGAACUUUGAACAAUGAAUGACAAUCAAAACCAACCUGUUGGUUACUUGUGUAUAUUUAAUAUGGGGUUAGGGAAUUACUUUCCAGUUGGGGAGGGAGGUGUUUUUGCACUGACAGUUUGCAAGUUACUAAUACUUAACAAUGUACAGUACAGAGUUAUGUCUGAGUAGCAUACAAGAUACCGAAGAGUGAAAAUGUACCAAAUGCUUCCAUUGAUGAAACCUUUGUUCCAGGAAAUAUCAAGCGAUCCACUUAUCAACAAUACAAUUGGAUUACUGUAAUACGGUCGACUCUCUUAGCUAUUUUCACUAAAAUCCUACAAACACUUACUUGGGAGUAAGUACAGUACCAUUGAAUGUUGUGAGACUUACCUCUCAGCAUGAAAGGAUUUGGUUACCAGUAUUUCAGAGCCUGUUCUGUUCAGGGAAGGAGACAGAAGUACCUUAAAUAAUCUCAUUAAAAUGUCUAUUUUCAGAUGUUUGUCAAAGAGUUUCUCCCUAGAGGUUAAGUUUCUAUAAAAUGAAGAAUUGUGUUGCCUGUAUUUUUUUGAGUGCGCUAAUAUAUUUUUGCUCAAGGAACUGGUGCUAAUAAAGCAGCAUACCUUAUGUUCAGCACUUGGAAAAGUUACUUCUUGAAUCUCUGAUGCUGGCUGGGGGAUUACUGAACAUAGUAAGCUCUCUCCCUCCCAAAAAAACUUUUCCAAGCUCUGUUCAGUUGUUGAAGUGCUUUACAAAAAGGAGAAGGAAACUGUAUGCUUCCUUUACAAGCUUUUCACUAGGAUGCUGGAUAGGUUUGGAUUUUUCCCCAAAAAAGAAAGAUCAUAACUGCUUAUGUUUGGUUUCUGUUACUACUCAUCUUCCACACUUUGUCACGAGAACAACCAUUGAUCUCAAUAAAAAGGAAGUGGUCAGAAUUUCUCAC